Messenger RNA from Chanos chanos (milkfish), 1353 nucleotides. It is a transcript of the gene drd1b, whose product is annotated as dopamine receptor D1b. Bases 1 to 1353 code for a protein of 450 amino acids. Gene Ontology annotation, cellular component: plasma membrane. Gene Ontology annotation, molecular function: G protein-coupled receptor activity; dopamine neurotransmitter receptor activity, coupled via Gs. The transcript has a single exon. NCBI's taxonomy places the organism in Eukaryota, Metazoa, Chordata, Actinopteri, Gonorynchiformes, Chanidae. Gene Ontology annotation, biological process: adenylate cyclase-activating adrenergic receptor signaling pathway; positive regulation of MAPK cascade; G protein-coupled dopamine receptor signaling pathway. The record is from RefSeq and is a predicted model, not a curated record.
AUGGAUGUGAACUUCUCCACAGUCCUCGACAGCAGCGUAGCACAGCGUGACUCAUCCAAGCGUGUGCUGACUGGCUGCUUCCUCUCUCUCCUCAUCCUCACCACCUUACUGGGAAACACACUGGUCUGCGCAGCCGUCACAAAGUUCCGCCACCUUCGCUCCAAAGUCACCAACUUCUUUGUGAUCUCGCUUGCGAUCUCAGACCUGUUGGUGGCCAUUUUGGUGAUGCCAUGGAAGGCGGCGACAGAAAUCGUAGGGUUUUGGCCGUUCGGCGCGUUCUGCAACGUAUGGGUCGCUUUCGACAUCAUGUGCUCCACUGCCUCCAUCUUGAACCUGUGCGUCAUUAGCGUAGACCGCUACUGGGCUAUCUCCAGUCCUUUUCGAUACGAGCGCAAGAUGACGCCCAAGGUGGCGUUUGUCAUGAUCAGCGUGGCAUGGACACUGUCAGUACUCAUCUCCUUCAUUCCCGUGCAGCUUAACUGGCACAAGUCGCAAAGCACCAGCUACACCGAGUUCAACACCACCCGCGGGGAACCUCCGCCCGAUAACUGCGACUCCAGCCUUAACCGGACCUAUGCCAUCUCCUCCUCUCUCAUCAGCUUCUACAUCCCAGUGGCCAUCAUGAUCGUGACCUACACCCGCAUUUACCGGAUCGCCCAGAAGCAGAUCCGUCGGAUCGCCGCCCUGGAGCGGGCGGCCGAGAGCGCCAAAAACCGACACAGCAGCAUGGGGAACAACUCCACGAUAGAGUCCGAGAGUUCCUUCAAGAUGUCCUUCAAACGUGAGACCAAAGUCCUUAAGACCCUGUCGGUCAUCAUGGGCGUGUUCGUGUGCUGCUGGCUUCCUUUCUUCAUCCUGAACUGCAUGGUUCCCUUCUGCGAGCCCGAGGGGAGCGCCGACUUCCCUUGCGUCAGCUCCACCACCUUCGACGUCUUCGUCUGGUUCGGCUGGGCCAACUCUUCGCUCAACCCCAUCAUCUAUGCCUUCAACGCCGAUUUCCGCCGCGCCUUCGCCAUACUGCUGGGCUGCCACCGACUCUGUCCCGGCAGUAACGCCAUCGAGAUCGUCUGCAUCAACAACAACAACGGAGCGUCCCAACUGCAGCCUUCUGCUUCCCACUAUCACCCCAAGGGCCACCUUCCCAAAGAGGCCAACAACUGCAAUUACGUGAUUCCUCACAGCAUCCUGUGUCAGGACGAGGAUUUGCAGAAGAAGGAGGAGGAGCUUGGGAAUAAGACCUUUGAGAAGCUUUCGCCAUCUAUGUCAGGCAACCUGGACAGCGACGCAGAGGUGUCCCUUGAAAAGAUCAACCCCAUCACACAAAACGGUCAACACAAAUCCAUACCGUGCUGA